CCCGUCAGGCAAAGAUCCAACCCCAACUGACGGAAGUCCUGACUUUCAUCCACUUUCAGCACAGACAGCACGGAUGACACUGUGAUCAUCUCCUCUCAGCUCCACAUGCAGAUCAGACGGACUCUCUCUCCCUGUGUUUGAGACUGGAUUCAGGCAGAAUGAAGACGGUUUUAGCGUUGAUUCUUCUGUUCUUUAAAGUCGGAGUUUACUCGUUAACGGAGAACAACUUUAAUGGAGAUAUCAGAAACUUUGUUGUUGGAAACGGGAAGGUGUUUGUUGUGACCGACUCUCAGAUCAUCCAGAUGAAGCACGAUCUAAUAGUGGAGGAACGCAGGGAAAUCUCUAACCUCACACACCCAAACACAGUUACUAUUUUACUGCCUUUCCAGACGAAUAAGACCCUGAUCACCUGUGGAACUUUUGAAUGUGGCUACUGUGAAGUUCUCGAUUUAAACAAUAUUUCCACAAGUAUCUACUGGGAGGACAUGUCAGCUGGACCGUUUGAGGACGAAUCUUCUGUUGCUUUUCUAGUAGAUUUUAAUCAAGGAGAGCCAGAAACAGGUACAUAUAUGCUGGUUGCCAGAAAGAAGGAAGACACGGUUAUUCAGAACCCUCAACAUAAGUGUCUCCACAAUGGAGUUUUUACUCUGUGGAAUACUCUGCACUCUCAGCACGGAGGCAUCUUCUCUAAAAUACAUUCCGAAUCAACCGAUCACAGCAUUUCUCCAGAGGGUGAUGUUGAAUGGGUUGACGGGUUCCAGACAUCUUCUCCCUCUCACUCGUACCUGCUGGUGAAUGUUCAGUCUUUAACAGCUCCAGCAGUGAUAGUGUUAAAGAUGGAAAACAGUAACAGUAAAUCAGAUAUGAUCAAAUCUCUCCAAGGAUCAGAGUUACAGUGCUGUGAUGAUAAACCCCGUCGGAGACUCCUGUCGUCCUCCGGCGUUAACUCCUCUGGAUCUCCUUUUUACUGGGUGGGAGUUUUUACUGCGCAUGAAGACCCAGAGAACACUGUAUUGGCGAUUUACAAUUUUAGCCAGAUCCCAAACCAAGUGCCUUCACAAUUCUCCUGUUCACCAGCGUGCAGAGCUAUGAAGGGAGAUGCUGUUUUGACUCCUCGUGCUGUGGUGUUGAAUCUCACUUCAAUGACAUCUGUAGCAGCAGAGAAGAAAGAAUCCUGGAUUGUGAUUUACAUCGGAACUAGAAAUGGACAACUAAUGAAGAUGGUGCUGGAUAAGGAAUUGAGAUCUAGCUGUGUGACAGUGCUGUAUAGAUCUGAUGACGAUAGGAUGGUGUUUCCCAGAAUGCACUUUGACCAAGUGGAUCAUAAACACAUCUACAUAGCUUUAAGAAAUCAAAUUAGGCGGGUUGCAGUGACUCAGUGUGAUGUGUACAGAACCUUAAGAGACUGCAGGGCCUCACAAGACCCUUUGUGUGGGUGGUGUGUGACUACAAGCAUGUGCUCCACCAAUGAUGAGUGUUCAGACUCUUCUUGGAUCUCCAUUCCUGAAGCCUCUUUUGAGAAAAACCUGAUCACAUUUCACACAAGAGAAAGAUCCACAACGGUCACUUUAGAGCUCCAUUUGAAUGUGAAAGGCACACAUAAUCCUACCUUAACCUGCACCUUCAAGGUAGGAGAUAGGAAUUUGUGCCACUCAACUGCAGUCUUCCCCAGCUGCUCCUGCAGUUUCUCCAGUGAGCGUCUACCUGCUAAUGUUACAGCUACUGUCACUGUUGGAAAUCAGAUACUCACUGAGAGUCUGAAACUGAGGAGCUGCCCAGAUAUUACAGAAAAUUCACCAUUUGCUCAGUGUGUAGCGUGUGUCUCUGCAGGCUGUGAUUGGUCCAACAGUAAUAAGAAGUGCAACUGGAUUUCCGGCUCUGUCAGCAAUCCCACCUUCAAUGAUGCAUGUCAAGGAUUAUCUUCUGGAGAGAAUGCACCAAAGAUCACUUCUUUGGAGCCCAGUCUUGUAUCUUUUCAUGGGAGAAACAAUGCUGUGAUUAAAGGUGAAAAUCUGAGAAUGGUGGAGAAAAUUCGCUUCCAGGGGUUCAUGGAGUGCACUGUUACAGAGACUAAAGUGCUGGAUGGCUCCAGUGAUACUCUUCUAAAGUUUAAUAUUCCAAAAGGAAAUAAAGGAAAUGCGAAGGUGUGUGUGGUGACAGCAGACGGUCUGUGUCACAGUAGCGCCACCAUCACCUACGGCUCCACGAUCUCUUGUACUAGACUGCAGCCUACAGUCAGCUGGGCCAGUGGCCGAAGGAAGAUCCAAGUGAUUGGGGAAAAUUUGGCGUAUGUGGAAACAGUUCAUGUUGCAUCUGAUGCGAUUACCCUCAUCUCAAACAAGACAUUUUGGUUCCAUACUUCUAGUCUGAGCAAAUACAAGGAGAAUGUGCCUUUCAGUGUGUCUCUCAGAGUGGGCAAUUUUAACUUAUCCUGUACGGAUAAACUUAUUUACCAUCCUGAUCCAGAAUUCACCACUUUCUCCUACUCAAAUGUAGAGAAAGACCUGCUGGUCAUCGUACAGAAAACUGAAGACAAGCUGAAUAUUAGUACUGAAGAUAUAAAUGUUCAGGGAUGGUUUAAAGGCAAUCCUCAUGUGUGUCACAUACAAGAGAUUAAAUCCACUGCAGUCAUCUGUAAGAUUUUUGGAGGGAAUAAAGAUGUUACCAGUGUGGAUUUACUUAAGGUUGAAGUUGGAGACUUUAAAGCAGAUCUAGUGAAGAAUACCCCAGUAUAUAUCUAUAUACUUGUUGCGUUAAUCAUUUUGAUUCUUAUUGGAUCCCUUGUUGGUGUGCUGAUCCAUCGCAAGAGCCAACGAAAAAUGAGUGAGCGAAUGAAUGAGCGCCUGGAAGAACUUGAGUGUGAGAUUAGAAGCGAGAUCAGACAAGGAUUUGUGGAUUUACAAACGGAACAUUCAGACUUAAUUCAAAAUGUUGGAGCCAUUCCUUUUCUGGACUACAAACAUUUUGCUUUAAAAAUCUUCUUCCCUGAGGGUGGACCUUUGGCAAAUAUGAUGAUCAAAGACAUCAGCCAGGUGGCUGUGAAAAUAGAAGUGGACGAGAAAUGCCAGGUUUUCUCUGCACUGAUCCGAGAUCAGACGUUUCUCACCUGUUUUGUCCACGCUCUGGAGGAACAGAAAAAUUUCAGCAUAAAGGACAAGUGUGUAGUGGCAUCUCUGCUGACUGUAGCCCUGCAUGGUGACCUUCCGUAUCUGACCCAGCUGAUGGAGGACCUUCUCCAGAGUCUGAUGGAUCAGCCCAGCAAUGCUCAGCCCAAACUCCUGCUGCGCCGUACAGAGUCUAUAGUGGAAAAAGUUCUCACCAACUGGAUGUCCAUCUGCCUCUACGGCUUCCUCAGGGAGUCGGUUGGGCAGCCUCUGUUUUUGCUGGUGUCUGCUCUGACCCAGCAGAUUUCUAAAGGGCCAGUGGAUGCGGUGACCGAGAAAGCUCUGUAUACUUUAAAUGAAGACUGGCUGCUGUGGCAGGCUCAAGACUUCAACUUCAGCCCACUGAAGCUCAAUGUGCUGUUUGCUGUGGGGACAGAAGGUGAAGUCAGUGAAUCAUUGGAGGUCAACGCAUUGACUUGUGAUACCAUUGAGCAGGUCAAAGAGAAGAUCCUGCAAACUUUCCAGCGCAAGUUUGGCUUCCCGUACACACAACAACAGAGAGAAAUUGAUAUAGAAUAUGAAAAAGGAGGGCGUUACACGCCAUUAGAGGAAGUUGAUGGCAGCUCAGAGGUUCAAGGGGAGGUGACCAUGCUGAACACACUCAAGCAUUACCAAGUCCCAGAUGGAGCUUCCAUUAAAGUUAUGACCAAAAAGCUCCAUGCUCCUCUCAGUCCACAAACAAGUGUAAAAGAUGAUCAGAACUUCUCUACAAAGUACUUCCACCUGAUUGACCCAGACAUCGACAAGGACGAGAGCAAUCAUCCAGAGAGGAAGAAAUUAAAGCUUAAAGAGAUUUACCUCACCAAACUGCUCUCAACCAAGGUGGCAGUGCACUCCUUUGUGGAGAACCUCUUCAGGAGUAUCUGGGGAAUGCCCAACAAUAAAGCUCCAUCAGCAGUGAAGUACUUCUUUGAUUUCCUGGACGCACAAGCUGAGAAGAAAAAGGUGACAGAUCCUGACGUUGUUCACAUCUGGAAAACAAACAGCCUGCCACUACGUUUCUGGAUAAACAUUCUGAAGAACCCCAACUUUGUGUUCAGUGACCUAGAGAAGACACCUCACCUGGAUGCCUGCCUGUCUGUCAUCGCCCAAGCCUUCAUGGACUCAUUCUCCCUCACUGACCAACAGCUGGGCAAGCACGCACCAACCAAUAAGCUGCUGUAUGCAAAAGACAUUCCUCAGUACAAACAGGAAGUAAAGAUGUACUACAAGCUGGUAAAAGAUCAGCCGUCUGUGAGCAGCCAGGAGUUCAAGACAUUCUUACAAGAUGAAUCAAAGAAGCAUGAAAGUGAAUUUAAUGAAUCUGCUGCACUUCGUGAGCUAUAUAAAUACAUGGAUCGGUAUUUUUCUGAGAUCACUGAGAAGCUAAAUCAGAGGGACGCUUCUUCUAAACUGAAAGAGGAAAUGAAUCGCGUAAAGGAGCUUUUUGAUGACAUGAAAAAAAGCUCCUGGACCUGAGCGUCUGUCUGUUUAGUUUAGGUUUGCACAGAAUGCUCUUCCCCCUGGCUGACAUCUAGAAUGUAAAGAGAAGUGAAAAGACUUGGGUGGGGCCUAAAUAUGCACUUGUGUGUUAGAACACAGAACUACAGCCACAGCGCUGCAGAACGGACAUCCUGUUGAAAUCAAGCAGAUAUUAAUGAUAUUAAUGUAUUUCAGCUAAGCUCUACGUUGGCUAGAAAAUGACAUUUUAUACUGAUAAAGGUCCAAAUCUCAAGUGUCCAAAUCAAAAAUGCUACACAUGCAGCAAAGCUGAUUACAGGGCAGUAUAAUAGGCAUAUUUUAAUAUAUCAGUUCUUGUGUUGUUUUUCUAUGAACAUCAAAUUGUUUUUCUACUAUUUGAUUUCACCAAUAAUUAUAAUGCAUUAUUUCUAACUUACUAACAUAAGCUAUCCUAAUUCUGAUUUUAAUGACAUCCUUACAAGCUAAAAAAAACUAUGCAAAAACUUGCCUCUAACACACUAAUGCUUCAGGUAAUUCUACGGGUCCACUGUAUUCAAUGCUUUCUAUAUGCUUUAAACAAAUAAACUGAUAUUGGACCUUUUUCCAUUGCUCCAUUGUCCGUUUUUGCCGGUAAGCCUCACAAGUGGUUUCUUAAGGCUACAAAGCAGUUUAGCCCCAAUCCCUUGAAUUGCCCUUGUAUUGUGCACACAGAAAUGCUCUUACUUUCACUAUUAUACAUAUCACACCAGUUUUAGUGUUGUUUAUAUAUUAUUUGAUUUUACCUUCAUUAUAAUGCAUUAUUACUAACAUAAGCUAUCCUAACUGUAAUUUUGAUGAAAUUCUAACAAGACAAAACAUACCUAUACAAUAACAUCUCUCUAACACACUAAUGCUCCAGGUAAUUCUACAGGUCCACUGUAUUCAAUGCUUUGUAAAUGAUUUUUGUCAAAGUUUGCAAACAAAUAAACAUAUAUUGUGGUACUGCAGUGGUGCCAAUGAACUGCAUGUGAUGUCAGGGCAUCUUCACCCAAUAAAAUAGUAACGCAGUAACA
Messenger RNA from Astyanax mexicanus (Mexican tetra), 5656 nucleotides. RefSeq names its product plexin C1 (gene plxnc1). The transcript has 31 exons. Gene Ontology annotation, cellular component: semaphorin receptor complex. The record is from RefSeq and is a predicted model, not a curated record. Gene Ontology annotation, biological process: negative regulation of cell adhesion; regulation of cell migration; positive regulation of axonogenesis. Gene Ontology annotation, molecular function: semaphorin receptor activity; protein binding. Bases 159 to 4622 code for a protein of 1487 amino acids. NCBI's taxonomy places the organism in Eukaryota, Metazoa, Chordata, Actinopteri, Characiformes, Acestrorhamphidae.